Messenger RNA from Tuber melanosporum (Perigord truffle), 1767 nucleotides. RefSeq lists its product as uncharacterized. Lineage: Eukaryota; Fungi; Ascomycota; Pezizomycetes; Pezizales; Tuberaceae. The transcript has 3 exons. The record is from RefSeq and is a predicted model, not a curated record. Bases 100 to 1542 code for a protein of 480 amino acids.
UCACUACAGAGAAGCAACCAACUCAUCACUCACCAGAGAGGAAUAUAAAAAAUACCCAUAUUGCUGCUUAAGUUGUCUGCUUCUUUUUGAACCUCGAUCAUGGGGACUGUAACCAACGCAGCGACCGCCGCUGCAAGCACUGUCCAGCGAGCCAUUUUCGGUAGCCGGGCUGCCCGCGAUGAGAGCACUUCUCAUGACGAUGACCCUCAACAUAUUGGCAGAAGCACUGCAGAGGCCAGCACAGUCAUCGACGAACCCCACCAAUCUCGCGAGACCACUACCGACUCCGACCCUUUUCGUCAUUCCACGGAUGCACCGGAACAUGACACCUCUUUCCCAUACAGCCAGCGUGAUAGGAAUGAGCUGAGUGCCGGUUCUACAGAGUAUAAUACCAAUUCCUCGGCUUUCAGCGAGGACCUGCCCGAGGCCGCAGAUCAUAAGCCUAACAACCCGCCCACCGGCGACGCGGAUAAUGUCAGUAGUCUUGGUGGGAAGGAUGCUUUGAAGGUGCAUCAUGGGGAGCUAGGGAAUCGAAGCACUCUCGGAGGGACAGAGUCGGGGAGCACGCGUAAUCACUCGGCACCACUGGGCAAGACUGAGCUUGGAACCAAAUGGCUCAGCAAUCAACCCUCCGGUGGCUUGGGAAAGCCUGAGCUUGGGAAGAUGGAGCCGGUGAAGGACAACCACUCCGCCGAUGGAAUUUCGCUUGGGAAGACCGAGAAUAACAGCACGGACUUAGGAAAGGCUGAAGGCAAAACGGAGUUUGGUAAAACAGAAUUUGCCAAAUCUGCGCAAAGCAAGACUGAGCUUGGUAACUUUUCCGACCAUUCAACCAACUCUAACCGUAACGCCAAUACCUCUGAUUCUCUCGCUGGCGAUAGCGGGAGAAAGGAGCUCGAACCCGGCCACGGAACCGGAAUUCCUCACACAUCUGACUUGAAUGCCAGCUCCAAGCUCGGUUCCGACUUUAUUAGCAAGCCAAUUUCUACGAACGAAACCGCUGGGCAAUCACACCUAUCUCGGCCUUCAGCUGCUUCGACCACCGACGAAGCCCCAAGAAUUGUGGCGGGGGUGAUUGGAGGAGGGCCAGGAGCAGCAAUCGAACCUUCGGCCGGUGCUCAACCAACUCACGAGCAACAGAGUACCGACAAGUCCCUCGAGGAGCCUUCCAGUUCCGGUGAUUGCUCCAGUGCUGCUGCUCCCAAUAUGGGUGGUCUGAAGCCCCUCGGUAGUGGCAUGAAGCUUGAUAACGGAAGCCACGGCGAAGGAACUGGCGAAAAGUACGAGAAGUCCACUGGGCUAGCAGCUGACGGUGGUGACUUUGACGCUACCCGUCCCGGUGCUGGGAGGGAAGCAGACCGUCUUCUAGAAGAAAAGGGUAUUCAUAGAGCUGCGAGAGGUUCCACCAACCUGGAGGAGGAGAGGGCUAAGAAGCGCCAUGGCCUCCAUGAUAAGGCCCCAGGUGAAUCUCAGGGAUCUGGUAGUGAACAUAAGGGGCUCACAACAAAGAUCAAGGAGAAACUUCACUUUGGUCACCAUUAAAAUUUAAUCAAACCCCUCACGGACAAGCGAUUGAUGAAUAAGGGCAAUCGCUCGUUUUAUUUAUUUUUGAUGUCUUUUUUUUCUCCUGUACUUUUACGGUGGCUAUUCUCACUAGUAGUAUCAUGAUUCAUGAUUGCUGGGGUCUUGCUUUAAACAAAGUUUGAUGGCAACUAACUGCCUUGGAAAAAGCCGGAUUUCCUGUAAUAAGCUUGAUCCAGUUCCGCC